This is a messenger RNA of Chinchilla lanigera (long-tailed chinchilla), 1027 nucleotides long. RefSeq lists its product as uncharacterized. The transcript has 2 exons. NCBI's taxonomy places the organism in Eukaryota, Metazoa, Chordata, Mammalia, Rodentia, Chinchillidae. Bases 257 to 1027 code for a protein of 256 amino acids. The record is from RefSeq and is a predicted model, not a curated record.
UCUUCUGAGCUCAUCACAGGCUCCUCGGUUUACUGUGCGUCUUCCAGCUGCCUGCACGUCACUGUCACUCAGAUUUCCCAGGUGAAGCCUGGCUGAGAGACCCAGGGCCUGCUCAGGGAGCAAGGGGAGGGCGCUGCAGGGCUCUGGUUCCCAGAGCUGUGUGGGGUGACAGCGAGGGCACGGCAGACUUUUGAAGAGCUUGACAUUUAAGACGUCAUAAUUAUAAUCUCGGGUCUCUGUGCUCCUCUCCAAUUAAAUGCAGAAGCAAGGGACUGUCGUUUCUCUACAAGUCCUAGAAAUUAAAGGCAAAGGAGUCACCAAGCGGACCCCUCUCCGAACACCGAGUGAAGCAAGGCUCCCCAGCUUCUGCCAGGCAGUGGCGUUGUUUUCAGAGCUGCUCCUAGUACUGCCCUCCGGGGGUGUGGGCCCAGGCACAGCGCCCAGCCUCUGUGCGCAGCGCCUCCUCAGGUCACACGGGCCACACGGAGCCAGCUGCUCACAGAACAGAGGCCGCUGCUCACAGGCACAAGAGGUCGGCCAGAGGCGCACAGGCCAGGCUGGAUGUCCAUCCAGCGCAGCCGGACCGCAAAGCCUGCCCUCCGGAACCCCAGCCGUGGGGCCUCUCUCAGAAGGGGGCCGUGUGGGUCCGGGGGAUUCCACCACGUGCCCGUGUGUGCCGGGCCUGACCGAUUUGAGCCACGCUGGCCUCUCAGCUCCCUGCACUCGAGGCCAGAUGCUCACACAUUCACCAUGCCCCAAGCCCCAGGCCCCUGGGGCACUCGAGCCUUCCUGUGCGCAUCUUCUCCCACACUGCACUCUCCCCUGUGUUCUGCGGGGAGAACACCAGUUUCCAAGCAGCUCCAAGGCCCCGCUCGAUGGUUUUCCCCAUUCUUCCUUCCUCUGGGACCCCCGGGCCCCACGCCGGGACUGCCCUCCUCUCAUCUGCUCCCUCCUCGCCAUCCACAGCCCCGGGCCUGAGAGGGGGCAGACCCAGAACAGAUCCUGCUUCCCGCCACACGCUACCUGA